AUGAAAAAUGUGGGCGCGUUCAUGACUGCGGGCGUGCGCGGGAGUGCGCUGGCGUCGCGUCGAAAACCCUGGCAGGUUCUGCUGGGCGGGGUAUCGGCAAGCCCCCCUCCCUCGAAAAAUCUUCACCUUCAUCCUCCCAAUCAACCCACUAACGCUCUCAGAUCAUAUCCAUCUUAUUCAUCCGGAAAGAUGUCUGACAACGAGCAAAGCCAACAGCCCGAACACAUUAACAUUAAAGUCGUUGAUCGCAACUCGCAAGAAGUGUUUUUCAAGAUCAAAACUACAACCAAACUCGGCAAACUGAUGGACGUCUACGCAAACCGAAUCGGACAUGAUCCCACUACAAUACGGUUUAUCUUUGAUGGUGUCAAGGUUAAGCCAGAUGAUACCCCACUCGAUCUCGACAUGAGUGAUAACGACAGGAUUGACGUGAUGGUCGAGCAGGUCAGUUGUGUCCCAGCGAUACCUACAGCUUCGUUGCUUACAUCUUCCACUCCUUCUUUUCGCUGGGCUGAUUCAUGGGUCUAA
This is a messenger RNA of Puccinia triticina, 528 nucleotides long. RefSeq lists its product as uncharacterized. The record is from RefSeq and is a predicted model, not a curated record. Gene Ontology annotation, biological process: protein sumoylation. Bases 1 to 528 code for a protein of 175 amino acids. The transcript is spliced from 6 exons. Gene Ontology annotation, cellular component: septin ring; nucleus. Lineage: Eukaryota; Fungi; Basidiomycota; Pucciniomycetes; Pucciniales; Pucciniaceae. Gene Ontology annotation, molecular function: protein tag activity; ubiquitin-like protein ligase binding.